Molecule: messenger RNA, 3341 nt
Organism: Molossus molossus (Pallas's mastiff bat)
Lineage: Eukaryota; Metazoa; Chordata; Mammalia; Chiroptera; Molossidae
Gene: SACM1L
Product: SAC1 like phosphatidylinositide phosphatase
Exons: 20
Coding region: 107-1870 (587 amino acids)
Biological process (GO): phosphatidylinositol dephosphorylation
Cellular component (GO): endoplasmic reticulum
Molecular function (GO): phosphatidylinositol-4-phosphate phosphatase activity
Source: RefSeq, a predicted model, not a curated record
GCUGGGCACUGCGGCCGCCGUGCCAGGGUGACCGGUAGCGCCGUAGCCGAGGUGGCGACGCGGGGCGGGGCGGGCGGAAAGAGGAGGAAGGAGGUGGUGCUGCGGGAUGGCGGCGACAACCUACGAGCUGCUGAAGCUGCAUAUCACACCUGAAAAAUUUUACGUGGAAGCUUGUGACGAUGGAGCAGAUGAUGUGCUUAUCAUCGACCGCGUGUCCACAGAGGUCACCCUCUCAGUCAAGAAAGAUAUUCCUCCUUCAGCUGUUACAAGACCAAUAUUUGGUAUACUGGGCACAAUCCAUCUGGUGGCAGGAAAUUAUCUAAUUGUCAUUACCAAAAAGAUAAAAAUAGGUGAAUUUUUCAAUCAUGUAAUCUGGAAAGCAACAGAUUUUGAUAUUCUUUCUUAUAAGAAGACCAUGUUGCACUUAACUGAUAUUCAGUUACAAGAUAAUAAAACCUUCCUAGCAAUGAUAAACCAUGUCUUGAAUGUGGACGGAUAUUACUUUUCAACCACCUAUGAUCUGACCCACACUCUGCAGCGGCUGUCCAACACCAGUCCGGAGUUCCAGGAGAUGAGCCUCUUGGAGAGGGCAGAUCAGCGAUUUGUAUGGAAUGGUCAUCUUCUGAGAGAACUUUCUGCUCAGCCAGAGGUCCAUCGGUUUGCUCUUCCAGUGUUGCAUGGCUUUAUUACCAUGCACUCCUGUUCUGUGAAUGGAAAGUACUUUGAUUGGAUUCUCAUCUCGAGGAGAAGCUGUUUCAGAGCUGGCGUGCGCUACUACGUGAGAGGAAUUGAUUCUGAAGGCCAUGCAGCUAACUUUGUGGAAACAGAACAAAUUGUCCACUACAAUGGAAGCAAAGCUUCAUUUGUCCAGACUCGAGGAUCAAUACCAGUUUUCUGGUCUCAGAGACCAAACCUCAAGUACAAACCACGGCCACAGAUCAACAAAGUAGCUAAUCAUAUGGAUGGUUUCCAAAGGCAUUUUGAUUCGCAAGUAAUUAUUUAUGGAAAACAAAUCAUAAUCAAUCUGGUUAACCAGAAGGGCUCAGAGAAGCCACUUGAACAGGCAUUUGCAACUAUGGUGUCCUCCUUGGCAAAUGGAAUGAUCAGGUAUGUUGCCUUUGACUUCCAUAAGGAAUGUAAACAUAUGAGAUGGGAUCGACUAAAUAUUUUAUUGGAUCGGGUAGCAGAAAUGCAAGAUGAAUUAAGUUAUUUUCUAGUAGACUCUACCGGCAAGGUGGUGACGAACCAGGAGGGCGUGUUCCGCAGUAACUGCAUGGAUUGUCUGGAUAGGACCAACGUGAUCCAGAGUCUGCUAGCUCGGCGCUCGCUCCAGGCCCAGCUGCAGAGACUGGGUGUUUUGCAUGUGGGACAAAAGCUUGAAGAGCAAGAUGAAUUUGAGAAGAUUUACAAAAAUGCCUGGGCUGACAAUGCAAAUGCUUGCGCCAAACAGUACGCGGGGACCGGUGCCUUGAAGACCGACUUCACCAGAACCGGGAAGAGAACUCAGCUGGGACUUUUCAAGGACGGCUGGAACUCACUCGUACGGUAUUACAAGAACAACUUCUCGGACGGAUUCAGACAGGACGCCAUAGACUUGUUUCUUGGGAACUACUCGGUGGACGAACUAGAAUCUCAUAGUCCUUUAAGUGUUCCUCGGGAUUUGAAAUUCCUGGCUUUGCCGAUUAUCAUGGUCGUGGCCUUUUCGAUGUGCAUCAUCUGUUUGCUUAUGGCUGGUGACACCUGGACAGAAACACUGGCCUACGUGCUUUUCUGGGGAGUUGCCAGCGUGGGGACGUUUUUCAUCAUUCUUUACAAUGGCAAAGAUUUUGUUGAUGCUCCCAGAUUGGUCCAGAAAGAAAAGAUAGACUGAGUUUGUGUCUGUGGAAAGCGGCUUGGCUUAGAAGAUUCCAUGAUGCAGAACUGGAGUCUUUACUGACCCGCUUUCCACACGAGCCCGAGGCCCUCAACAGCCCUUCCCCGAGAGCACUGUGCUGGCGGGCUGACGGCGCAGGGUUGGUGUCUGCCCGAUGCUCUGCCGUCGGCGCUGCUACGCUGUAAUUGGAAGCUCCUGUAAUCACAUGUAGCCUGAUUCAGCUCACACAACGGAAGGGGUCCGCUCAUUGUCAGUUUAAUCAGCUGUGGCCGAAUACGUAAUAUAUAUCAAAAUCUAGCUUCCUUCACUAUUUAAACAGUCGGAUUACUUUUCCAGCUCAGUUUCAUUAUUGUCGUCAUGGAAGCAGCCACUGUUAGCAGCCACCUUCCCCCUCAUCUUUGGACUUUCCUUAAAAGGAAAGUUUAUAAAAUGCUACGUUUAUAAAAUGUCAGUCUCUCCCACUCAUCAAGGAGCUGGACAGCCCGGCCCUGGCUUCGCGGCGGCAGAGGAGGGUGGGCUGCCCGCCGCGGGGGACGGAAAGUUCAGGUACACGGGACCUUUCUGAAAGGAGUAAAUGAAAUUUUAGAAAGUCUGUCUUAUGCUGAUGGUCCAGAGCCACCCGGUUGAAAGGAUCCCUUGGCUGCCCAGCUGCUUCCUCUCGGGCAUUUCCGUUUCUUUGGGCCCCUCAUGGGGACGCGGCCCCGGGCCCCCUGCUGGCCUGGCGGUGCGCAGCAGUCCCGCGUGUACUGCCCGCUGCUUUCCCGCCGCCUGCCGGGCUCCGUCAGCCAUCAGUGAGCGUGUCUGACACAUAGUGCUUCCAGGGAGUCGUAGUUCUCAAUCAAGGACCAACUUAAACUUUGAUUUGUGUAAAACAUACCCCAAAAAUAGGCUGUGGAAGCUGUGAUGGGUCUGAGUCGGACUGUGUCCAGGUUGUAAUUAUGAGAUUCGAAUGGUGGGAAAGCGUGGGCGGUGCACCUGCGUGCGUGCGUGUGCCGCGCUGGCCGUGGAGCGUUUUCCUGAGGCUCUGAAGGCGCUUUUCCGCAUUCCUUCUUCAGCAUUAUCUUUUAUAAACAUUAAUACGAGGAUUUGCUUUCUGAAACUCUGAAGGAAAUAGUAGCUGGAAAACCUGUAGCUUAAAACCAGUCAUUAAAACUCCCAAUAGUGUAAGUAACUAGAACUACCUGUUCUUAACAUGUAAAUAAGCAGAAUUUGUUCCAAAGACGAAGUAUUGAAACUUAGCUCCUAUCUACUGUAACCUAUUACUCAAAUGCGACUGGGCAUUUCAUGUUGAGAAGUUACUUCAACAACUAGACGACAGACCGAGCCUGACCUGGCGUGGCUGCUUCGCGUGAAUGAACAUGGUGUGGCCAGUCGCAAGGUGUUGAUUCUUCAGAGCCCUGCAGUGAUUGUAUUUCUAAAUUCCUGUAUGAAUAUCCAUAAGUGAGAAUAAAAUGUCAUAUUUUCUAAC